AUCGACACUGUAAAAUUUCAAUUAUGUCUUAUUAUUGCUUUGUAGAAAUUGGUAAAUUCUCCCAAUUUAGAUAGAGUGAGGGAGGUUAGCUUCAAUUCAAACCUUGUCUGUUAUUUUCAUUUCUUCUUCUUGAAGAUGAAGGCUCAUUUUCAAACAAAUCAUCAAAGUCUUUCCAAGCAAUUCUCAAGAAAUUUCAUAGCAGUUAGCCACAACAGAGCCAUUAUUGGGUCUUCAAGAAAAGUUGAAAAGAAAGGGCACUAUUAUUACCCUAUGAAAUGUUGCAGCUCAUCAUCUUCAACCUCACAGCCACCAUUAUUACAAGAAGGAGAAGAGGUGGAGCUGAAGGUUCAUCAGCAGUAUUAUGGAAGUUCAUCAAGAAAAGAAGAAUUUGGGUUUCUGGUGAGAGAUGAGAAUGGAUGGCAGGUGAGAAGAAUGGGUGAGAGUGAGGAUGAGAUGAGGGAAGUGGCUAGAGUUCAAGCUGAAGCGUUUCAUGAACCAGUCUUGCUCUUCAAUGAUUUCUUCUUAGAAUUUUUCCAGGCUGAAGUACUUGCUGGACUUAUUCAUAGACUGAGGAACUCUCCACCAGACAGGUAUGCAUGUUUGGUGGCGGAGGCAUCAAAGGAGGGCAGUGAGUUUAAGGAAGUGGUUGGGGUAGUUGAUGCAACUGUGUAUAGAGACAAUGAUGUUCUCCGACACCUCCCAGGUGGCGCAGAUGAAUAUCUCUACAUUUCUGGGAUUGCCGUCUUGCACAAAUUCAGGAGGCAAAAGGUAGCAACGGCCUUGCUAAAAGCAUGUGAGAUGGUAGCUAAUCUAUGGGGGUUCGAGUAUCUUGUGUUGAGAGCUUAUGAGGAUGACUGGCGAGCUCGGAAGCUAUAUAGUAAUGCAGGAUAUAGAGUUGUGUCAAUAGACCCUCCAUGGACCUCAUCUUGGAUUGGUCGAAGAAGACGAGUCCUCAUGAUCAAAACCCCCAAACAUCAUCUUUAUACAAAAUAUUAGAACCACAAAAAAAUUAUUUGAUACACCAUCGGUAUAUAAACAUGUUGAGAUAUGGGUUCUAGGUAUGACCCUUGAGCAAGUUUAAGUCAUAACAAGUGGAGUUGUGUACAUCAAGCUUGUGGGCUUGCCGUUUACGGUGUUUAUUCUAUGGUUAAUUCUUUUCUGUCCUUUAAUUCAAAACUUAAUUCAUUUAUUGCUUA
Molecule: messenger RNA, 1196 nt
Organism: Ipomoea nil (Japanese morning glory)
Lineage: Eukaryota; Viridiplantae; Streptophyta; Magnoliopsida; Solanales; Convolvulaceae
Exons: 4
Coding region: 136-996 (286 amino acids)
Biological process (GO): mitotic sister chromatid cohesion
Cellular component (GO): NatA complex; cytoplasm
Molecular function (GO): N-acetyltransferase activity
Source: RefSeq, a predicted model, not a curated record